Molecule: messenger RNA, 4803 nt
Organism: Helicoverpa armigera (cotton bollworm)
Lineage: Eukaryota; Metazoa; Arthropoda; Insecta; Lepidoptera; Noctuidae
Exons: 1
Coding region: 467-1471 (334 amino acids)
Biological process (GO): retrotransposition
Cellular component (GO): ribonucleoprotein complex
Molecular function (GO): single-stranded RNA binding
Source: RefSeq, a predicted model, not a curated record
AUUUGUUAAUGUAACUGAUUAUCUUUCGCUUGUGAACUUCGUCGCGAGUGGACGUGUUGCACAUUUAUUUAAUAUUUUAAUCCUUAACUGUUGGCUUUUUUGUGAACGUAUUUGCUCGAAAACUCGGUGCCUCUCUUACUAUCUUGUUGAGGUGCCCAUAUGCUGCCGACGCCAUCUUUGGAUUUGUAUUGCGCCAUCCCGCUCAUGUGACGGUGAGAUAUUGAACUUUUUCAAAUUAGAAACAUCCGAAAAAUUUCGUUUGCCCUGGGGCUCGAACCUGCGCCACGUCGUGUGUCGCGGUAUUGGUGCUGGAGCGUCGCGCCACUAGACCAACUGUCAGUGAGAUGCUCGGUGCAAAAUUGGUGACCGCUAUCUACAACGGAUACGUGACACACGCAUAAGCUCAGUUUUUUAACUGCUUUGUUCGUUUUUCUUUCUACAUAUAUUAUUCUAGCACUGAAUUAUAAUGCUCCGAUCACCCGAUAAGAGUCAGUCUAAUCCAGAUAUUGCUGGCUCGAUUGAGAUUGUGGGAAACGUCACUCAGAGAAAACGUAAGCAACCCGAGUCAGAGUUUGCCGAGGCCAUUAGGACAUUGUCACAAGAAAUUAACAAGAAGUUAGAUGACUGGCGUGGUGAGCUGGAAUGCGCAAUAUCUAAAAUAACUGACAGUGUAACAAUUAUUAAAGCUGAUCUAGCCACCGUAACCCAAGUUACUUCCGAUAUCAAGACCGACUUAGACAGUUUGCGUUGCGAAUACACUGGCCUAGAUAAUAAGGUGUGUAGCCUUGACGCUAAACACAAUGGGCUGGUAAAGGACGUGGAAACUCUGGGGAAUUCCGUCCAGUACACCAUGGACGAACAGGACGACCUUAAGAAAAAGAUGGAACUCAUUCGGUCUGUAAAUACAGAAACUAUUACUGAUAUGAUUGGUGGCCUCGAAGCGAAGAUCGAUUCUCUUGAACAACAAGCCCGCCAAUGUAACCUGGAGAUAUGCAAUGUUCCGGAACUGCGUAAUGAAAAUUUGAUUACUCUUAUGGAAAACAUUUGCACAAAAAUACAGUUUAAAUUAUGUGCUAAGGAUAUCCUUGCUAUACAUAGAGUGCCACACGCGCACACAGAAAAUAAAAAGCCGAAAAAUAUCAUCGUAAAGCUGAGCUCACGCAUCCUAAGGGAUAAUUUAUUAAGCGCUUACCGAUUAGGAAAAGGACUAGAUACUAACCAACUGCAACUUACUGGAUCUCCUAAUCCCAUUUAUUUGCAUGAACACUUAACGCUCAAAAAGAAGCUAUUAUUUCGACAAUGUAAGGAUGCCGCCGUCAAGAACAACUUCAAAUAUGUGUGGGUUAAGCAUGCUACUAUUCUCGUGCGCGAAAUUGACUCUGAACCAGCAAUUGCCAUACGAUCCGAGAAAGAUAUUUCUAAAAUCAAGCCCAAAAUGGCAAAAUUCAAACCCGGUACCGAUCAUGUUUAGAAGUGAUUUUUAUAUAUGCUUUAGCUGUUUAGUAUUUAACAACAUUAUAGAAUCUGAGUGUUAUUUUUUUGUUUAUUAUCUUUGCUCUGUUAAACAGCUAUUCAGGCUAAUAUUUUGUUUCCAUAUUUUAUUUUUACAUAGUACAUUUUUAAAACAAUGGCAUAGUAGCUUUUUUAUAAUCAUGUUAUACUUGUUGUCACCACUUUUCAUAAAAAUAGUAAUCUUAAUCUUACAUAUUAUACAUAGACUGGACUUCUGUCUCAUAUUGGUUGCAUGCACUACUAAUUUAUACUUAGUAUUGCUUCACUUUCACUGUGUUGGAUAAGUUAACAGUAUACUACCAAAAUUGUAGGGGUACUCGUUCAAAACUGAAUCUCUUGUACAUGAACAUAUUGUCAAAUUGCUAUGACAUAAUUAUCUUAACAGAGACCUGGCUAACCCCCGAAAUAUUUGACGAUGAGAUUGUUGAUGUGCGUUACGUAAUUUACAGAAAUGAUCGCAAUCGCAUUGCUACCAAUAAGAAGGAUGGGGGAGGUGUUCUUAUAGCUGUAUUAAAGACAUUACAUUCCACCUGUGUACCAUUCGAUUCCCAGGCUAGUUCCCAUAUUGAAGAUGUUUUUAUACAACUACCUUUUGCUGGACGCGAAAAAUUUCUAAUAAGCGCUGUAUAUAUUCCACCCAACACGGCUAAAGAAGUCUAUGUUGAUUAUUUUGAAACAUUAGAAAAUCUGAUAGACAAAUUUGGCUUUAAUCAUUUUCAUAUUUUCGGAGAUUUCAAUCUACCGCACAUUGAAUGGCUCCCUGCUACAAACAAUAACACGACUGCACAUAUUAGUACUGGUUCAUCACCUGUUUGUAGACAUUUGAGUAAUUUCUUAUCUUUGCUUAGCGCUUAUCAAUACAAUAGUUUCAAUAAUUAUAAGGGACGUAUUUUGGAUCUACUAAUAUCCAAUAGCGAGUGUGCGACUUAUGCACCUUCAUGUAAUUUGUUACCUCCCGAUAAAAAUCAUCCACCCUUUUGCGCCGAUAUAAGAUAUAAAACGACGAUACAGACAAUCAAUCCUGUAAAAAUUGUAAAGUACAACUACUACAAAGCUAAUUACGAACUCAUAAACAAAGAUUUGGCAGAUAUAGAUUGGACUAAUCGUUUGCAGGGGUUGUCAUCAGAGGACAGUCUAAAUACUUUUUACGAUGUUAUUUUCAAUGUUAUAAGAACUUAUACUCCCCUUUCUAACACACGUUCAUCUAAAUUCCCUGUGUGGUUCUCUAAAUCACUAAUUCGCAUUUUCAAAAACAAGAACAGAGCCUGGGUGAAAUGGAAAACGUAUAAUAACAUUUCGGAUUAUGAACAAUUUUCGCUUCUACGGAAUAGAUUUCGGGUCUUAUGCAAAUCAAACUACGCUGACUAUCUGAAUUCUGUUGAGGACAAUGUUAAAAAGAAUGUAAAAUAUCUAUGGAGCUAUGUCAAUAAUCGUAAGGGUAAUGUCGGCAUUCCUUCCACCAUGUCUUUUAAAAACCGGACAUCCAGUGAUCCGGAUGAGAUUUGCAAUAUGUUCAUGGACUACUUUCAAUCGGUUUAUGAACCCUCAAAUCUAAAUUUGAACGAAUGGCUGCCCCCUGAGGAGAGUAGUGACAAAUGUACUCUUAUUACUAGCAUUACGUUUGGCGAACAUCAGGUCUUGAAGUCAUUACAAGCUUUAGAUACUACCAAAGGUCCUGGACCUGAUCAACUGCCCCCUUAUUUCCUUAAAAAGACUGCUAAGAGUAUAUACAAGCCCCUUCAAAUUAUAUUUAAUAAGUCUAUAUCAGAGGGCACCUUCCCUGAACAAUUUAAAAAGGCUAAUAUAACUCCUGUAUAUAAAUCAGGGUCUAAACAAGAGGUCGAAAAUUAUCGCCCCAUAUCUAUUUUGUCUGCUUUGUCGAAGCUUUUUGAAAGGCUAGUUUAUCAGGAAAUUCACAAGAUAAUUUACAGAAUUAUAAUAGAACAACAACACGGAUUUGUCAAAAGUAAAUCUACAACUACUAAUCUAUUAAUAUUUACCGAUUUUCUUCUUAACAAUAUGGAUCAACAAGUACAAGUAGACGCAGUGUACACAGACUUUCAAAAAGCGUUCGACAAAGUAGACCAUAAUUUGCUUCUUACCAAAAUUGCAUUUAACGGCAUACGAGGAGAUUUGCUUCGCUGGUUUGCAUCAUAUGUUAGUAAUAGAUCACAAAGGGUUGUUAUCAAAGGAUUUCACUCGGCGACUACUGUCGUAACAUCUGGCGUACCGCAGGACUCAAUUUUAGGGCCUCUUUUAUUCAUUUUGUUCAUAAAUGAUAUUGGAAAUUGUUUUAGAUACUCAAAAUUUUUGCUUUAUGCUGACGACCUAAAAAUCUUUAAAGCUAUAAGAAAACCUGCAGAUUGUUGUCAGUUACAAGAAGAUUUAAAUCGUUUCUCUGAAUACUGCAUUCAAAACAAACUUUACCUUAGCAUUUCUAAAUGCUUAACGAUAUCAUUCACAAAAAAUAAAAACGUUAUAAACCAUAAUUAUAAUCUUAACAAUGUAACUCUGUUAAAAGCCCCAUUCGUGCGAGACCUAGGGGUACUGCUUGAUAACAAACUUCACCUUGAUCAACAUAUUGAUAAUAUCACUAAAAAGGCUUAUCGUAUGUAUGGGUUCAUUAUGAGAUCAGCUACUGAAUUCAAACACGCAAGCACUUAUUCUCAUCUCUACAAAGCAUUAGUUAGAUCUCAACUCGAAUAUGCUGUGGUAGUAUGGAACCCUUUUUAUAAUAAGUAUGUUGAGAUGCUUGAAAGAGUGCAGCGCAAAUUCCUCAGAUCGAUGCACUAUAGGUGCUCCCGCAAUUUCCCAACCUAUAAAAACCUACUUAACACAUACAAUCUGAUGAGCCUGAAGUCUAGGCGUUUAUAUCUAGAGAUUAUGUUUCUUUUUGACGUAUGCCAUAACAGGUAUAACUGUUCUGAGAUCACUAAUAAAAUAUGCUACUAUGUCCCAAGUACAGUGUCUCAUUGCCGCACCAAUGCUGGUUUUCGGGCGCCUCUACGUCGCCUGUGCAAAAACUAUAAUUAUUCUUAUUACUUCUUAAUUCUAUACUUUAUUAAAGAUUUAUUCUCAGUGUCAGCAAAUAGAUUUCGUUCUGCAUUGUUAAAGAAACUUAAGGAUUCCGAUGUAUAGUUAUUUAUAUAGUCUUGUAAUCUUACUCGCAUAGAUUGUUCAUUAAAGUAAAUUUAUAUGAAUUGUAUAUGCUGUGGAUAACGGUGUGAGUUUCACAUUUAUAUAAUAUCUUGUUUAUAUUAUUUGCGCAAAAAUAAUGUGUUACUGUUUGUU